UGAUAUAUUUGUAUUAUUACACAAUUUCAUUAAGAAGAUGGAUGUUAUGUAUGUGUGCAGCGGAGGAUAAAUGUUUGUGCACGAACAGCAGUUGGUGUCACACGGCGUGGCUGCGAGUGACUGCCCCCGUGCGCGUCACGUGGGUGGGGGGGCGGCGGACCUUUGCUCGAGUGGUGCCGCUGCCACGGGGCUCGGGGCGGAUCGCCGCGGUGACCGCCUGGGCCGCGCCCGAAGGAGCCCCGUGGUAGAUUCUGCGAUGCCAUUGCGGGCAACUGGCGCCCGCUGCCUGCCGCCGCCGCCGCCGUUGAACUUCUGGACAGAUCUGCAAGUGCAAUGAAGCUGAAAAGAAACGCAGCGACAUUGCUUUUAGGACUGCUGCUGCUGCUGCUGUCCGUCGGGUUCACCGUAUACCAUGAGGAAGUUAUUGAGAGGAUAGAGGCCCUCACCAUGGUGCAACGGAAACGCGUGUCACUCAAUGUCUCCACGACCGAGAGGGCGCCGGUUUCCGCGGAAACAACAGGUGCAGCGACGACGGUGGCAAAAAUCACGGAUUUCUCCUUCGUGACAGCCGCAAACAACAGCGUUGUCGCCUUUGUAAACCCCCAAGCAAUGUACAGCAUCGGGAACACGCUGAACGUGGUGGUGCAGAUGCACGACGCCGCCAACAGAAGGAAGCACUCCGGAGGCGACUUCAUCCUGGCCAGGCUGUACAACGAGCGGCUCCGCGCCGCCUCCGCGGGCGAGGUGACGGACUACGGCGACGGCUCCUACAGCGUGGCCCUGCGCCUGCUGUGGGGCGGAGACAGUCGGCUGAGCCUCACGCUCGUGCACCCCGCCGAGGCGGUCGCGGUGCUGGACAGGGUCAGGGAGACUAUCCCCAACAAAAUCGUCUUCCUGGGCAUGUUUGUCUCCGGCAAAGUGAAGAAAGUCACCAACUGCAACGUCCACCUCAGCACGGACAAGGAGACGUGCGAUUUGACUGACCCGCAAAUCGGAGAGCCGUGGAGUUGUGAAAAGCCGGCGAAUAUGUCUUGCUCUGCGCUGCAGAAUUUUAGAUCUUACAACAGACACAGAACUUACGUCUCGAAGCAAGAAGAGGAACUCUUUGCAAGGGGUCGACUAUAUGUGCCAUUAAAUGUAAAUUACACGGUGACAACUCGCCCGCCGAACAACACGGUGGAACAGAAGUUGCCGCCCUGCACAACGGGACUGGGUAACCCCAGCCCCAGCGGAUUCUUCUGGAACGGUGCAUGGAACUCGAGCUACUGUGCCAUGCGGCGCUUUGACACUCCACAGCUAGUGACCGAGUGCCUGAAGGAGAAGCAUAUCUACUUCCUCGGCGACUCCACCAUCCGCCAGUGGUGGGAAUACCUCGUUAGUUUCACCAAAGGUUUCAAAUAUUUUGACGUUCACAAACGAGGCAAACAGCAGCCAAAAAUAGCUUUUGAUGAUGAAAAUAAAAUUAUCCUGCAGUGGAACUGUCACGGAUACCCAUUCAUAACACAGUCUUUAACCUUUUCGAGAGACGUGCAAUACAUCGCGAAGCAGCUGGACGACAUAACUGGAGGCAAGAACACCGUGAUCGGGCUGUCUCUUGGAGCCCACUUCACAGCUUUCCCUCUGGCGGUGUUCGAGAGAAGGAUGAGGAACAUCGCAGCCUCGGUGGAGAAGCUGCUGAGCCAGAGUCCAGACACGAAAGUCAUCGUGAAGCUGCCCAACACGAGAGAUGUCGGCAUCGUGCAGUUAUUUAAUAACUGGAACACGUACAGGCUUGUACGAAUUACACUCGAUGUGUUCAAACAUCUAAAUGUGGCAUUUGUCGACGCGUGGGAAAUGACGGCUGUUGUCAACUCCCUCAGCGUACACCCCACGACAGCCAUCGUAAAAGAACAGUUGAAUGUGUUCUUAUCAUUUGUUUGUUAGUUUUAACGUGGCUCGCUUAAGUCAUACCACGAUUAAACUGAACUAUUACACGUUUGAACAUCUGCGGGCAUUGUACGUUUUUGCUCACUUAUGGAUUGACGCUCUUCUCCAAACGAGGCAGUGUUCUCAUAAGUGUAGCGACAUAAAUGGUAGUAUUCACUGCAGUGUAGCGACAGUACCGAGGGAAGAGGGGUCCCGUACGCAGGGUGCCGUUCUAUGGCACCAGUGUGUGUACUGCAUUCAGGGGCUCACGAGAGGGCAGGGUCCAGGUAUCACGGAAGUCGGGUCAGGGCAUGACAGCAUGCGUGAACCCGCGAGAGCACGUGGCCGGAGGAGGGGGCACGGGAACCCCCAGAAGGGGCCACGUGGUGUGGACCGAGAGCCUCCACGAAGGAUCUAGAAGGGGGCGUGGCCAGGGGCGGAGCGCAGUCGCGCCGCAGCGGUUAUAAGUGCAGUCCCCAGAGGGAGCAGGGCUGUUCGACCCAGGAAUUAAGCCGCCUGCUUCGAUCCUUGCUCUUUGGUCUUCGCACACGAGGGCCAGGCAGCGCGUUAGCUUUCCUGGUCCAACCACAUCGUGAUCCCGUUCAAGUGGUUAAAUAAUUAGGAGCGGUGGCCACCACCCUAUGUAGUUAACCCAUAAUGUACAAAGUUAACCCGUGCUGUACAUAGUUAACCUCGGAGUAUUGCGCCGUUAUCAGUUAUGUUAGCCGGUUGGAGUUUUGUUCGUAAAUAAACGUGUUGCCUCCAAUACUUGGUGUGCGCCUAUUUAGAACCCACGACAUAAGGAUUGUAUUUUAUGGUUGGGUAUGGACCCAGUAUGUCUGCUGCGUGGAUUAAAGUUUGUCUCUCUCAAAGACUUGCACUCACUUCAACAGCCAUGCCAUGUCGUUAACAUGUUGUGUAGCCCUCAAACUCUCUCCCCAUUACACCCUUCUGGGAGCAUGCGUGCGUGGUGAAGACGUGUUCAUGAGUGUGUGGGUGUAUGUUGAAUGCAGAUGUACACAUGCAAGCGCACGUGAGAAAAUGUCAACACAAAUAUGUGCGUGUCAUUUGCUGUGUGAUGUUUCGGGUCUUAUAUGUAAGAAAACAAGAGCCGGUAAAAAGAGGAAAAACCCGCGUAUAUACUGCAUUCCUUGAACUCCUUUACACUCUCCCCGACCAAUCAUCUUCCACUGCUGCCACUCCCCCUACUCAGGUGAGACAUAGGUGGUCCCAUUGACCUCACCCGCAUCCCUCAUGUCAUGCGGGUGGCAAUGUAAUAUCUGAGAGUUGUGCGCACGGCCGGCCUUGUUCUGUAUUGGAGACCGCCGGACUGGUGUCCCAGAUGAUUGUGAAACCAGCAGGCCUGUGUGAAGGAGAGACUGGGGAGUGGGUGAAUCGGGCAGUUCACCAUCGACUGAUGAGCAGGUGAAUCCUUACAUGUAACAACCCUGCAUCAUUCUCCGACUGUGCCCGCUCCUUGACCUCGCAUUCAUGAAAUUCACGACUCUACUUCUGGAUGGGACAAACUCCCCCCUUGAAGAUAAAAACUAAUUAUGUACCCAUGUCACUGACAUUCCCUUUCUAAAUAAACUGGUUUUAUGAAACCAUCACGUCAAAUGGUGUCUGUAUUUUAAUA
Petromyzon marinus (sea lamprey) is the source of this 3541-nucleotide messenger RNA. Its product is annotated as NXPE family member 2-like. NCBI's taxonomy places the organism in Eukaryota, Metazoa, Chordata, Hyperoartia, Petromyzontiformes, Petromyzontidae. The record is from RefSeq and is a predicted model, not a curated record.